Messenger RNA from Ruditapes philippinarum (Manila clam), 1716 nucleotides. RefSeq names its product F-box/LRR-repeat protein 17-like. Bases 1 to 792 code for a protein of 263 amino acids. NCBI's taxonomy places the organism in Eukaryota, Metazoa, Mollusca, Bivalvia, Venerida, Veneridae. The transcript is spliced from 5 exons. The record is from RefSeq and is a predicted model, not a curated record. Gene Ontology annotation, molecular function: protein binding.
AUGAAAAGACUGAAGGUUAUAGGUAAAUUUGGAUGGGCAUUUACAAAACUUUCAUUCGGCCAUGUAUCGAAAGCUUGCCAUCGGCUGAGAAUUUUGAAUUUAAAUCAAUGCACGCGGAUCUCCGACACGAGCCUGAUUGGAAUAGCAAAGAACUGCCCAAGGUUAACUACCCUUCAACUUGACCACUGUAGCCAGGUUACCGAUACAGCCAUGUCAGAGAUAGUUCUUGGUUGUCCAGAAAUUUUAUACCUCAAUCUGAUGUCUUGCGGAAUAACUGAUACUGGAGUGAAAUACCUCUCUAAAUUAAGAAAACUGUCAAAUCUUGACCUGUCGAACAUUCCUCGGUUGACAUCAGACUCCGUGAUGUAUUUGUCCAAGUUCUGUAAAAAUCUACAGUGUAUAAAUGUAUCUCUAAACACAUUGAUGGAUGACCAGUGUAUAUCCCAGCUUGCCAAGAAUCUGCCAGUAUUGAAAAGGUUAUAUUGUGUGUCCUGUAGUAUAACUGAUAAAGGUCUUGAAGAUAUUGCAAAGUAUUGUCCAAAUCUAGAAGCUCUUGAUGUUGGCUGGUGCCAGGAAGUAACAGACAGUGGUGUAAGAGCGAUUUCCCUUUCCUGCAAAUAUUUGGAUUACUUUGGUCUUAUUCGUUGUGAUAGAGUUACCUUAGAAACAAUAGAAGAACUUGUGCUUAAACAUCCAAGUAUCAACUAUUCAACUUUUAUACUUGAAUCUAGACGUUUACUAGAGAGAGCACGAAAUGAAGGAUAUCAGUUCAAACUGUUAAAUCUCCCAUGAGAAAACAAAACUUUGUUCACUAUAUAAUAUCUAAUAUACUUGUUCAUCAUUCAAUCUGGAUAAAACAUUGCAUGAUUUUUAGGAAAAUUUCAAAAAAAGUACACAAUGUUUCGUGGAACAGUGAAUAGUGCAGACCAUUCAUUGUUUGAUCCGUGGUUUGCACUUAUUGCAAGGUAUGGCAUAGUGGUGCUACAGUGUUUCUUCAUACCACAUUAGUACUGGUAAGUUUCAGCCCAGUGGUUAAGAUGUUUGCAUCUCAAACCCAGAAAUCAUAGGUUCAAGUCCUACUGGAGCUACAGUGUUUCUCCAUAUGACAUCAGUACUGGUAAGUUUUAGGAAGCUGACUUAAAAGUGGUUCAAUAAGCUCAAAGACCCCCCUUACAAUCUUGCUAAGAUAUUGCAUGAUAUCUUACAUUGAAUAAUUUAUGAAAAUAAACGUCAAAUUGUUCAGGUUUUAUUUACUUUUUAUUUUGCAGCGUCCCCAUUGUCAUUGAAUGUCUGGCAUUAUCUUAUUUACAAGUGUCUUUUUCCAGUGCUUUGUUGGAAACAGUCUAAAGAUGCUGUGGUUUUAUUAUGAACUUGCUGUCAAUAACAAUUUAAGUUAUAAUUUUUUUAUACAUGUUGCGGACUAUAUAAACAGGAGUAUUAAAAUGAGAAAAAUCAGUUAAUGUCAGUUAUUUUUUUAGUAUACAUGUACAGGAAUAUAUAACCGUGCUGAUACAAAUAUAAUCUUUGGCUUGCGCAUACUGGAGAAUAUAGCCUAGCUGACAUAGAUAUAAUCCUCGGCUAGCGUCUCGGGUAAUAUUUAUCUCAUUCAGGCUAUAUUCUCCAGUCAGCAACUUGUCCAACUAAUAAUAUUUAUGUUUUAUAUGGUAAUAUACAUGUAUUUGUUAAAAUAUUUUGAAUAAAAUCUGUUUACUGAGA